This is a messenger RNA of Oncorhynchus kisutch (coho salmon), 2003 nucleotides long. RefSeq names its product RNA-binding Raly-like protein. NCBI's taxonomy places the organism in Eukaryota, Metazoa, Chordata, Actinopteri, Salmoniformes, Salmonidae. The coding region runs from base 266 to 907 and encodes 213 amino acids. Gene Ontology annotation, molecular function: RNA binding. The transcript is spliced from 7 exons. The record is from RefSeq and is a predicted model, not a curated record. Gene Ontology annotation, cellular component: nucleus.
ACCCCCGCUGCAGAGGGACAGAUGGUACAUACUGUUGGUGCUGCUCUAACUGCUCUGUCAUUGAUUCAGUAGUAACACAGUCGUCAGUCCACAGCCUGCCUGCCUGCCUGCAGAGAGAGAGCCAAAACAGGAAGAGAGAAAGAGAGGACACAAGGAGAGAAGAAAAGAGAGUGAUUGUGAGAGAGAGAAGCAGGGAAAGCGUCCAGCCAUCUUUCUGUCUCCAGUCUGAAAGCCACAGACGCCCUCUUUGUUUGGCGUCCCUGAUAUGACCCUGUUUAAAAGUGAGCACCACCGCAGCCCACGAUACAUUAGCAUGAGUGGAGAGCUGAAGUCCAGCCGUUCCAAGACCGGCAGCAAGAGACCCAGCAGCAAUCCAUACGGAUCUGAUUAUGACCUGGACUAUGAGUGCUAUCAGGAGGACCUCUAUGACAGGAUGUAUGACUACCAGCGCGUGCCAGCUUCCCUACCUCCCCUGUCCCAGGGACCUAGCCUGGCCAAACGACCCCGCUCCUCCUCCACUUCCUCUGGGCACAGACGCAGCCGAGACAGGCCCCCCUCCAAGAGCUCCAGAGCCCACUCCACCAGCUCCAACAGGGCCAAGUUGAGAAUGGAGGAGCUGCAGGUCAUUAAGAGGGAGCUGACUCUGAUAAAGACACAGAUUGACGGGCUGCUUGACAACCUGGACAGGAUGGACACACAGAGGCAGGACCACACAGGGUCUCCCGUGAGGGAGGGCAGCCUGGCCGGGUCACCGUACUCCCCCUCCGCCAGCAGUGGUGAGCGCUCACCCUCCCCCCUGUCCCCCCCACGCCGCUGCAUCCAGAGAGAGAGCCCCGAACUGGGGGAGGCCAGCGACGAUGAUCACACGAUGAAUAACCACAGCUCUGACCCUGAGGACGAGAUGUGAGGAUGGAAACAGAGAAGAAACGGAGGAGCGUCAGACAUAGAGGAAGAGAAUAUCUGUCUUGUCAAGAAGUUACCAUGCCAACAACUGAUUCAGAGGCCCCACUCCUGUCGAACCAACCAGUUACAUUGUAUUCUACAUCCACAUAUACAUCAAACAGAAAUACACUACUACACACACCACUUUGUGUUCAGAGUUAGCCUCUUUAGGUUCUAAAUCAUCUAUUCCUCCUCUCUCUGUCUGGUAAGGGCAGAUAUUGUAUGUGUGAACAGCACACACACACAGACACACAGGCACACACACACACACACACUGUAAUUACAGUUUAUCAGAAAUCAACUCCAUGUAUCUCCCUUGGCUAUUCCCCACUGAGAUCAGCUCACCACACACACACACACACACAUUUUAUCUGUAGAGUGUAAUUAUUAACCAGAAGAGGAAGGUGAAAUAAUUUCCAUAUUUAUAAUUUUCUUACGCUCUUUUUAGCACGUCUUCAUAUUUUCCUGAAUAACAUUCUGAUUACCAAUCCGUAUAAAUUUUACCUGCAUAUUGAGAGACUGUUUUAAAAAAAAAUGAGCAUACUAUAGAUGUCGCAAUCAUAGUUUUUCAGUGAGUUGAGUUAUUUUGUUAUCUGUAUAUCAUAUCACUACCAGAGCAUGAAUUCAUCAGUUUAUACUUGUCCAUCAGUUAAACCCCCCCCCCCUUAUGUCUGUGUAAUGUUAUCUCCCUGCUGUAUUACUACCUGUCUGUAUUAGGUAUGAGGAGACAGUAGCCCAUCUCUUCCUCUAUGUACCUGGCGCUAUGAGCUGAGGAGAGGCCCCAGCCCGGUCCAUGUGUAAUAUUGUGUAUUACUGUAAAACUUUACUGUAUUAGGUCAGCUGUACGAUUUUAAUCCAUCAUUUUGUUUUAGUUUUUUUAAUUUAAUGUUUUUUAAAGCGAGAAGAAAACGAUAAUUGUUUUAUUAUAAUUCUAGUGGUGUUAAAUGUUUUGUUAGUUCUGUUUGUAUUCAUGAAGAAGCCAAGUGGAAACACUACUCACACUGUCACAGUAGUAAAGGUAUUUUCAUAUUGAUUAAAAACACCUCUGGGAGUGUUUUCUU